UCUCCACUCAAAGCUUCUAAAGCACAACGCCAAAAACCAAACGCAAACGCAAAGCAUUAUUUGUUUUGUCAUCCUUCGUGAGAAUCAAUCCCUCAAGAGCUAGCAAGCUAGAGAGAGAGAAAAUGCCAGGCGACAGGAACAUAGGUGUGGCCAUGGACUUCUCGCCCAGCAGCAAGAAGGCUCUCAAGUGGGCUAUCGAUAACUUGGCAGAUAGAGGAGACAGUCUGUAUAUCAUCCAUAUCAAUCCCAACUCUCUCGAUGAGUCUCGUAAUCAACUCUGGGCCAAGUCUGGUUCUCCUCUUAUUCCUCUGGCUCAGUUCAGAGAACCAGAAGUUAUGAAAAGUUACGAUGUGAAGAUCGAUAUCGAAGUUCUUGACAUGCUCGACACUAUUUCUAGACAGAAAGAGGUGAAGGUUAUUACAAAACUGUAUUGGGGAGGAGACGCAAGAGAGAAACUCCUCGAUGCUAUCGAAGAUCUGAAGCUGGACUCUCUGGUAAUGGGAAGCAGAGGACUUGGCACUGUCCGAAGGAUACUUCUGGGAAGUGUGAGCACAUAUGUGAUGACACAUGCGCCAUGCCCAGUGACCAUUGUGAAGGAGGAGAAGUGAAGAAUUGGGUUUGUUGUUACUUAUGAAUUGGGCUCUGUGCUGUUUGGUCGAUGCCUAACGCUGAAUGCUGAUGGUGGAUUUUUGUGCUGUGUUAAUUUAGUUGCUUGUUUUAUUUUAUAAACAAGGUAUUUAGCAGCGGCCCCUGCGCGCGGCGCUCGGUCCUCAGCUUUUCAUUUAAUAAAAUAAAAUAUACUCUGUUUGUUUGUUUUU
Manihot esculenta (cassava) is the source of this 818-nucleotide messenger RNA. RefSeq names its product universal stress protein PHOS32. Bases 123 to 608 code for a protein of 161 amino acids. Lineage: Eukaryota; Viridiplantae; Streptophyta; Magnoliopsida; Malpighiales; Euphorbiaceae. The record is from RefSeq and is a predicted model, not a curated record. The transcript is spliced from 4 exons.